UAACUUAUCUUCUCAUUCAAAUAAUGAAGUACUAGCCAUCUUACACUGUUUAUUAUAGAUUUAAGGAUUUCGAUAAUAUUGAGUAUGCUGAUACCUACUCAAAGUGGAGCAUUCACGUGAGGGUAGACGUGAAGUUUCUUCCUAACAAAUACAAUGACAACAUAUGCUUUGUUCUUAUGGAUAAAACUGUAAGUUUCAAAGACUCUUGAUAAAAUUCCUAAAAUGUAAUCAUGUGUUUAUCAUAACCUUACUUUUUAUGCUCAAUCACAUUCAAGGGGGCAAAAAUAGAAGCAAGCGAGUUUGGGGAAAUGCUGAAGUAGCGCGAUUCAACCGCAUCCUGCAACCUGGUUGCAAAUAUACAAUUCAUAGGGUUAUAAUUAGUCCUAAUGCGGAAUAGGUCGAGUUUAGAGCAAUUGGACACCUGUUUGAAUGCCAUUUUAACCGAGAGACAGUGGUUGAGCCCUGUCUGCCUAUUGAGUUCCCAAUACUCCCAAAGCAUCUGAUGCCAUUUUCGGAUGUAGCCGAGCGUCCAAAUAAAACCUUCGUAGAUAUAGUUGGCAUAGUCGUUCAUUGUUGUGAACGUGAACGUUUUGGGAGGCACGGCAAGUAUAGGGAAGCUAUCUUCAUGGAUGCGUGGGGAAAUCUUAUUGUCAUAAGCAUUUGGGGUUUACAACUGAACCAGAACUCAUACCUAUGGUCAACGACUGAAGGCAGCAAGCCCAUUGUCAUCGCAACCAUGUUGCAGAAAGAUAUUAAAUUUGGUGAUCUGAAUACAUCGGACCAUACAAACCUUGCUUUCAACCCAGCUCAUCGUGCAUCACUUUCUCUCCAGGAUAUCCGCCAAAAAAUAAUUACUGGAGCGAUUGACAUGACCUUUGUGCAAAGGUUUGUUGAGAGGAGGUGGGCCUCUGUUGCGAUGGUGCUGGCUAAAAGAGAUGCACGCUACAGGAAGUAGUUGUGGUUGGAUUAUCUGUUCGCUGCUGUAAUUUAGAUGGGAGACUGUGGAGAGUUCACUAUGAUGGCAACCCCCGAGGAAGGUGAUGACGACCUUUUUGGUGACCAGCUGGUGACCCUGACGACUUCACUUGGACUUCCACCACCUGAGUUCAGGGGAAAGCAACUACCACCCACGGCACCUGGAGAUCAUCGUUGGAUCAUAGAGGGAAAUGUGAGGGGCCGACUUGUCAGGACAGAGACACAAGAUAUAGUCUUCUACAAGAUGAGCCCCAAUUGGGAGAUUGGCGUAGAGAUGGCCAUGCAAGAGGCACUGGCCCGCACUGUGCAGACUUACCAACAUGAGAUGUCUCAGGGUUCUUCUUUUUAUGCCUUUGGGAGGCGCUUUGAGGAUGGGACAACCAACAGGACUGCUGGAGAUCGUGUAGGUAUGGAUUACAGGGUUAUCCAGAUGGAGGACUUGGAGUGCCACAUCGUCAACUUAGAGGAAAGCCUUACUGCUGAAAUGAGAAAGAAUGAGAAUUUGAGGGUUACCAUAGAGAAGCUGAAGCGGGGAAAUACAGAGUUGACCAUGGAGCUCUGUGAUAUGGAUGACAAGCUGAUUGCGAGAGAUACUGAGAUCACUGAACUGAAGAAUGCAAUGACGCCUAAGGAGACCCCAGCAGUCCCACAUGACCAGGAUACGCAGAAUGAAGAAGAAGAUCCAGAGGAGCGCAUUGCUUUUAUGCCAAAUGGAGAGGAGUUAGAGAUCGUCUCUGAGGAGGAGGAUACUCCCACGGGGAACACUCCACCCCAUCAACGUAGGACCAUAAGCACCAGGACCUACCAUGCUCUCCUCAACAAGUGAUUAGAUUGAUCGACCACCAUUUGCGUCUUAGUGAAUUUGUUACACAAGUUGAACCUUACUUCUUAGGACCAUUUUGUAAUGUUAAAAUGUAAGAGUUCCAAACAGAUUUAAUAUAUGUGCAUUUGAAGUGAUGCCAAUUAAUGUAAUUAUUUAUUCUA
Molecule: messenger RNA, 1959 nt
Organism: Lolium perenne
Lineage: Eukaryota; Viridiplantae; Streptophyta; Magnoliopsida; Poales; Poaceae
Source: RefSeq, a predicted model, not a curated record